AUGGGCAGUUACACGUUCCAAUGGCCUUAUACAGCGAACGAGGUGUUCGUAACCGGCACUUUCGAUGAUUGGGGUAAGACGGUGAAACUGGACCGGGUGGGCGACAUUUUCGCAAAGGAGGUUUCUCUUCCGAUUAAGGAGAAAAUUCAAUACAAGUUUGUUGUCGACGGCACUUGGACUACCGAUAAGAAAGUACGCGAAGAGGACGACGGUUCAGAUAACAUCAACAACGUCUUACUCCCAGAAGAGAUCCAGACCCAAACUCCCCCGACUCAGACCCAAAACAACACCGAUUUUGAUCCCUCCAACCAGAUUGAACCCACUGCCGCCACUGCAGCCAUGUCUGGCGUAACCCCUGACUCUACGACCGCAGCCCUCGCGGCUAACGUACCCAAAGAACUGCCCACUAGAGAGCAAGUGAAUGGCAGUCUCCCGGGCGCAUUCCCCGACACUCCGGGACAGGAGUCCGACAAAAUACUCUCUGUCAAUCCAAUCCCAGCCUCGGGUGGUAUCGGGAACCCAAUCAAGCUGAACCCUGGAGAGAAGGUCCCAGAUCCCAGCACGAUCCAUGGCAAUACCGUCGAGUCGACCGUGAAACUGGAUCAGGCGUCUUAUGAAAAGGGUGACAGCGUACCCCUUGGUAGCGCCGGUACUCAAAGUGACACAGCCGGACCCAGCGCAUUCUCUCUGCCCCCUGUAUCCAAGACCACCAUCCCCGAAUCCAGUCUACCUAUGGGUGGACCUGCUCAGCGCGCGGCUACAACUGCAGAAGAGUUAAACCACGCUGGAGGUCCUGCCCAGCAGGCCGCCAUGGCUGAUCACGACUACACCAUUCAAUCUGCCGCACCAGGCUCCACCACCGCUGCCCUGGCCGCGCAAGUUCCCUUAGAGAAGGACAUAGCCAACCAGACCAAUGGCACUGCGCCUGUAGACGAAGUCCCAGCUGUGGUGAAGGACUCGAUCGCCGAGGCCCAUCGGGAUCCCGAGGCGACAGCUAACAAGGAGGCGGUGGAGGAGAAGAAGGAUGUCGAGCAAGAGCUUCAGAAGAAGGUCGAUAUUGAUGAGUCCGCUGGAACCCCUGCGCCCACCGAGACCGCCACCCAGACCGCGAAAGCGCCCGGCGCGACCACUGCUGGCGCCACUGCAGCUGUUUUGAGUACCGGUGGCUUUGACUCCGCCAAUGUGUCCCCGACCUCGAGCCCUCCUCCAGGACAUGCAGCACCUACCUCCGCUCCACCUACCUCUGAGCCGAAGGCGGCUGAGACCCAGGCCCAGCCGACUGCGACUCCCGCUGCAGAGCCUGUUCCCGCAAAGGAAGUGAGCACCUCCAAGCCUGCUGAGAGCACCCAUACCACUAGUAAGGAACAGAAGAAGAAGCAUCGCUUGAGUGGAUUCUUUAGCAAGCUGAAGGAGAAGCUCAAGUAG
This is a messenger RNA of Penicillium malachiteum, 1425 nucleotides long. Its product is annotated as carbohydrate-binding module family 48 protein. The coding region runs from base 1 to 1425 and encodes 474 amino acids. Gene Ontology annotation, molecular function: protein kinase binding. The transcript has 3 exons. Gene Ontology annotation, biological process: signal transduction. NCBI's taxonomy places the organism in Eukaryota, Fungi, Ascomycota, Eurotiomycetes, Eurotiales, Aspergillaceae. The record is from RefSeq and is a predicted model, not a curated record. Gene Ontology annotation, cellular component: cytoplasm; nucleotide-activated protein kinase complex; nucleus.